AUGUUAUCGUCAGUUGGCGGUCUGGCUUCGCGCUGACAAUAUCGCGUUCCGUGCUCGCCGGUCAAGCAUCGCGUAUACAUACAUCGUGCCCGGGUCUGGUGUUUCCGUCGACGACAAAAGCCGACGAAGAGGAUUCGAAUCGAGUCUCGGCGGAAUUCCGUCGCCGCAAUUAGAGUGAACCAACAUGUCUCCGUCCAUCGAAUCGUCGCCGAUCCAGAACCUGGAGGAGCUGCUGACCCAGAGUCUGGGUUCGAAUUUCCUGAUAAAGAAUCUGGAAUGGAAGCCGCUGACAGCCCCUGGGGAGAACUUCGGCAGCAUUAUUCUGGCGCUGAACGUGACAGUGACGCGGUCGAACGAUACAGAAACCUUGAACCUCGUGGCCAAACUACCGCCCACGUCGGAGUACUUGUUGGAGCUGUUCGACAGCCCUGUCACGUUCCAAAAGGAAUUGGAGUUCUACGGCGCGCUGACGCAAGAGUUCGAGAAGCUACAGCUGGAGAACGGAAUAGACGAGAAGGACCUGUGCAUCGUGGCCCCAAAGUACUUCGGCGGAAGACUGGGCCUGCGGAACCCGAACGAGUUCGACGAGCAGGCGGUCAUCAUUUUGGAGAACCUGAAGUACAACGGCUACGACACCGCGGACAGGAUACACGGGCUGGACAAAGAGCACACGGAGUUCGCGCUGAAAGCGCUGGCGAGGCUGCACGCCCUGACGGUGGCGCUGAAGCUGAAGAAGCCGCAGCUGUUCGAGAAGAUUGCGGCGAUCGUUAUGGAGGACAAUCCGAACGAUACGACGCUGAGAUGCCUGUACGACAUGAUCAAGAAGGCGCAGGAUGACCUGCACGAGAUGGAAGAGGCGAAGCCCUAUCUGGACCGCGUCGACAGGACCUUGGAGUACUGCGAGCAGGAGAGCAAGAACGCCAAGAAGCCGGAGGAACCGUGGGCGACGCUGGUCCACAACGACUUCUGGGUGAACAACAUGAUGUUCAGACACGACGCCCGCGGGCAGCUCCUUGGCGUGAAGAUCGUCGACUUCCAGCUGAGCGUCUACGACUACGGCAUCAAGGACCUGAUCUUCUUCCUGGUGUCCAGCGCGAACAGAGAGGUCCUGGACCAUCAGCUGGACCACAUGAUCGAUUACUAUUACGACAGCUUUGUCAAGUCGUUGAAGAAGCUGAAGGUCGACACGGAGAAGUUCUCGAAGAAGAAAUUCGACGAGAUCGUGAACUACUGCGGGCCCGUCAAGCUCAGUCAGUGCCUGAUGAUGGCGCAAGUGAUUCAGGCGCCGAAAGAGAACGGCCCGGCGUUGGAGGACGUAACAAAAAGCGUAUUCUUGACGCGGGCAAGCGACAACGUGUACAAGCAAAAGAUGCUGCACAUCGUGCAGCUGUUCGAGAAACGAGGAUGGCUGUUAGAAUAGUAUUCAAUUCGGUUGUUAACGCGUUGUUAGGCAAAUUGUUGUUAUUCAAGGAUUAUUUUUUUAUACGCGGACAUACUUAAAAGUACAAACACGACGACAACGAAUGCAUGUUUUAUAUAUAAUAUUGUAUUGAUAGUAAAUUGUACUUGUACGAGUGCUGCUAGUUCACGCAUAUAUGUAUAUACAAAUAUACAGAUACACGUAUAUGUAUAUAUGUAUAUGAUAGAAGACAUUAGGGAGAAAUAAUACAUACGUGGUAUCUGAGAGCUGCAUUACACGAAAAUACCAAAUAUAUAAGAAUUAUUUUUUGAACGCUUUACAAGAGUUGUACACAUCUUCGAUAUAUACAGAAAUAUUUCGAUGCUUCUAAAUAUAUUAUUGCUUGUUACGAAAUCCGGUGACGAACGUGUAAAUAAAUAAAAUAUAUUUUUCGAAAAUAA
Molecule: messenger RNA, 1860 nt
Organism: Megalopta genalis
Lineage: Eukaryota; Metazoa; Arthropoda; Insecta; Hymenoptera; Halictidae
Source: RefSeq, a predicted model, not a curated record